AUGACCCAAUCCAUCACCCAAACAAAUCUAGACGGUAUUCUACCAUUAAUUGCUCGAGGAAAGGUUAGAGACAUCUACGAAGUCGAUCCCUCUACAUUGUUAUUCGUUGCUACAGAUCGUAUAUCUGCAUACGAUGUCAUCAUGAACAAUGCUAUCCCAGACAAAGGUAUUCUUCUUACGAAACUUUCUGAAUUUUGGUUUCAAUUUCUAUCUUCCGAUGUGAGGAAUCAUUUAGUGCCAAUUCCCGCAGGUAAGACCGUUUUCGAUUACUUACCUAAGGAAUUGCACGAUAACGUUAAAUAUAGAGAACAAUUAGAAGACAGAUGUCUUCUCAUUAAGAAAUUCAAAUUGAUUCCAUUAGAGGUCAUUGUGAGAGGUUAUAUUACUGGAUCUGCAUGGAAGGAAUAUGUCAAGUUUGGCACUGUCCAUUCCGUUAAACAAGCUUCUGGGUUAAAGGAAUCUCAGGAAUUUCCAAAGGCUAUCUUUACCCCGUCGACGAAAGCUGAACAAGGUGCACAUGACGAAAAUAUCUCAAAGGAACAAGCACAAGAAAUACUAGGUGGUGAUAAAGAUCUAGUGGAUAGGGUAGAGGAACUAGCCAUUAGAUUGUAUUCUAAAUGUAAAGAAUAUGCUAAGGAAAGAGGCAUUAUUAUUGCCGACACGAAGUUUGAAUUUGGUAUUGACGAAGCAACGAACGAGAUUAUAUUAGUAGACGAAGUUUUAACUCCAGAUUCUUCCAGAUUCUGGUCUGCCAAGAAUUACCAAGUUGGAGUAUCACAGGAUUCUUAUGAUAAACAAUUCUUGAGAGAUUGGUUGACUGCCAAUAAGUUGAAUGGUGUAGAUGGUGUUUCCGUUCCUGAAGACAUUGUGCAGAAAACCAGAGCCAAGUACAUUGAGGCAUACGAGAUUCUCACUGGACAAAAGUGGUCAGAUUAG
Molecule: messenger RNA, 936 nt
Organism: Naumovozyma castellii
Lineage: Eukaryota; Fungi; Ascomycota; Saccharomycetes; Saccharomycetales; Saccharomycetaceae
Gene: ADE1
Product: phosphoribosylaminoimidazolesuccinocarboxamide synthase
Exons: 1
Coding region: 1-936 (311 amino acids)
Source: RefSeq, a predicted model, not a curated record